Molecule: messenger RNA, 3418 nt
Organism: Onychostoma macrolepis
Lineage: Eukaryota; Metazoa; Chordata; Actinopteri; Cypriniformes; Cyprinidae
Product: myosin-2 heavy chain-like
Exons: 7
Coding region: 1605-3254 (549 amino acids)
Biological process (GO): regulation of amyloid-beta clearance; lipid transport; lipoprotein catabolic process
Cellular component (GO): extracellular region; intermediate-density lipoprotein particle
Molecular function (GO): lipid binding
Source: RefSeq, a predicted model, not a curated record
UUAAAACAACCUUACGUUAAUACGUGCAGACCAACAUGCAAAGACAGAUGUACCUCUGCACUUGAAUGAUUGUGAGAUAGUACUGCUAGUUUAUACUUUUUGUCCAUAUGAAAUGUUAUUUCAUUGGGACUAUAGCAAUGCUCAAUUUUCUUUUACCGAACCAUACUUUUAUUGAAGAAUAUUAAAAUGUAAUAAUAUUACCAUUUAGUAUGCAUAACAUGAAAACUACAAAGAUUUCCCUUUGAGUUCUACCUUAAAUUAAUUUCAUUAUUAUCAAAAAUAAUGUGACUGUUUUAGAACAGAUGAUUUGAACAAUAGUGAUGUUAAAUGCACUGCAUUGGAUUGCAGUCAUAAUAAGAUAUGUUCACUGGAAUGGAACUGAAUCAAUAUGACAGAAGCUCAGGGGUCAGUUCUCUAUGUUCUCCUUGACCUGAUUGAUAAGCGCAGAUGCAAACGGUCUUGAUGGCGGUUUUGUGUAACUGGAUGAAUGCCUAGACAAGAUGGUGACAGGUUUACAAUACUGCUUAAAGUAACCUUUUACCUCACUGACGUACCACUGAUUUCUUCAAGACUGUGUAUCAAACCAAUAAACAUCAAGUCUGCAGAUCCCGUAUUAACCUUAUGCUGUGUUCUCAUUAAUCAUUUACUUAAUUAGUCUUUCCUUAAUUGCUUAAGGAAAAAAAUCUAACUGUAAAUACUCAGUUACAAAUCUUCAGUAGUUGAUUGUGUACUUCAUUUUGAAAAGUAUAUAUGAUAACUCAGCAUGCACAGGGAAACCUCCUAUUGCUAAAUGUGGCUUGUGAGAAUGUUACCUUGAAUUCAUGCCUAAAACAUUAUGUAAAGUAAACAGAAUUAUGGUGUAGAUGUAGAAUAUAUGGGCUAAAAACAUUGCAUUAUUUUAUAUCAGGGAUUUUUUUAUUCGCUUAAUACUCUGGAUUAAUUUUUUUAAGUUAAACCAAUUAUAAUUUUACAGAUUUUUGUAAAAAUGCAUUUCAAUUUAAAAUAUUUAACAGUAAAAUUGUCCUUCCAUUAAAAUAGCCAUGGGAGCUGGCAUGGUGUUAAAAAAACACUUUUUCAAUAAUGAAGACAAUUUUCCUCAAAACUACGUUCCAAAACAAAACUUCAAACUAAACCAAAACUAAUAAUACAGGAAUUGUUUAAAAUUUGAUAGUAUUAUUUUUCCUGUUUUCCCUUUUCCUUCGUUUGGAGGUUUUUAAGUUUUGUAGGACAUUAAUGUUAGACUUACUUGUUAUACAGUACUUAUAUCUGACUCUGUAUGAAUAAUUGUGAGUCACAGGUCUGAGUUCAGUUCAGUUCGGUUGAUUUCAUGAUGUGGAAUAAGUGACAUGGCAUGUACAGCUGACAGCAGGGCACUACCUUCUGGACUUAACUGCCUUUAUCAGAGCUCAGCAACCCAUUUAAAUACAGUGCUGAUAGCUUCUCAACACUUACAGAAGAGGACAAGAGAAAGGUAAGGAACUGGACAAAACACAAAUGAAUGCAUACUUAUGUUCUUUUCAGUUAAAUGCAAGCCAGUCAAAAAUAUUUAUAGUGGUCUUGCCUGACAAUUUUCUUUUUUUUUCUUGUAGAGUCUGCGCAUAAUCAUGAAGGUCCUUGCAGUGUUUGUUAUUGCAGUUUUCUCUGGUUGUCAUGCCAGUAUGUUGUGGCAGGACCAGCCAGCACCCAGUAUGGAUCUGGUGAAAAACGCAUUCUGGAAUUACGUGUCUCAGGCAACCCUCACAGCUGAGGACACCCUGCAGAUGAUCCGAAACUCAGAACUGGGUCAAGAAAUCAAUGACAGGAUCUCUCAAAGUGCAGAUGCCAUCAACAAAUACACCCUGGCCGUUCAAAGUCAAGUAACUCCUCUGACUCAAGACCUGAUGGCCAAAAUUUCCCAAGAGGCAGAUCAGCUGAAACGGCGCCUGGAACAGGAAAUGACAUCUGUGCAGUCCCAGCUCAAGCCUUACAUUGAGGAGAUCAGAGGUGAUAUUGAGGAGCAGGUUGAGCGGCUGAAGAAGGAUGUGGCUCCGUAUGCAGAGGCCCUGAACUCUGAGGCCCUGAGAUCUACUCUGGUCCAGAGGGCCGAGGAGCUGAAGGCCAAACUGGAGAGAAGUUUGAUGGAGAUGGGUCCUCAAACCGAGGAGCUGAAGCAGAAACUGGAACAGCACUUUUUGGAGUUUCAGAUGAGCAUGUCACCAUUAGCCCAAACCUUUCAGAGUCAGCUGGCCCAGAGAAGUCAGGAGCUUCAGAAGAAUCUGGCUCCCUAUUCAGAGGAGCUCAGCAAACUGGAUCCAUACGCCCAGGACCUGAAGGCCCAGUUAACAGCACUCUGGGAGUCCUUUGCCAAGAACAAGCAAUCCAAGUCAUAUAAAUACCAGCUGCUUCCAAACUCCCAUUACAGAACACAUUGGAAAAUCUGUCUGGUAUACUGUCCAAAAGCAAUCAUGAAGUUUGUGGCUGUAAUCCUCGCUCUCGCUGUUAUUUCAGGCUGCCAGGGGCGCUUCCUGUUGCAGGAUGAGCCAAAAAGCCGCUGGGAAGAGGCAGUGGAUCAGUUCUGGAACCGUGUGUCCGAGCUGACCUCUAAGGCUGAGGAGAUGAGGGACAACAUCAAGGCCACCGAGCUCGGCAGAGAAUUAGACACACUGAUCAGUGACAGCAUGAUGGAGCUGCAAAUGUACAAAGAUGACUUGCACUCCAAACUGGGCCCUUAUGCACAGGAGACUGCCAAAAGAUUCAAUGAAGAUGUUCAGCUGCUGGCCAAUAAGCUCCGCACACAUAUGGAGGACGCUAAGGAUCGUGCCAAUGAAUACACACAGGAGCUCCAAACCAUUGUGGAACAGAACGCUGAUGAGGUCAAGAACAAGGUCAACAGCUACGCCAAGAAACUAAGGAAACGUUUUAACAAGGACAUCCAAGAGAUCAACAAGAAAAUGGCAACAUACUUUGAGGAGGUUCGCUCUCGUGCUACUCAGGGUAUGGAGGAUGUGAAAGAUCGUCUCGAGCCUUACUUCACCUCAGUACAUCAGCGUGCUGAAGAGAAGCUGACAACUCUGGCAGAUCUGCUGAGAAGCCAGGGAGAAGGAAUAAAAGAGAAACUGGAAUCACAAAUGGAGGACCUCAAGGAGAAAGUUGAGAAGAGCACAGAGAAUAUGCGUAACACAAUUCAGGAAAAGGCAGAGGAGAUAAAAAAUUGGUUUGAGCCCUAUGUGUCUCAGGCCCAGAAGCAACUAGAGACAGUCAUGGAGGGCUUGUAAUACCAGUGUAUAAGAAUGAGGUCUCAUAGGAAAAUUAACGGAUUAACUUUUUCACUAAAUGUUGCUUGCAGAAAUGAAGGUAUUGGAAAUGUCAAAGUAAUGAGUGAAAUAUACCAUUAGUACUACAUGGAUGUAACUACAGAAGUAAGCUAUGUAAAAUAAAG